AAAAACUAGAUGGCACUUCUAAAAAAUAAACCGAUAUUAAAUCAGGUCGUGAAUAGGCAACUUUAUAUUGACACUAGAGAAUACCGAUAACUGGUCGUAGAGUAAGGUAAGUAAUGAGUGCACAUCUCUACACAGUUUGACAGCUGCUAUUGUUGUCGAACAAGGUUUCGCGAGUUGCUAGAGAUUUCGAUUUUUUUCGUACAGCGAAAGCACGCGUGUGUUUUUAGCGAAAUCUGUGAAUUUCCCAGCAUAUUAAUUGUUUUGCUAACCUUUUACAACUGCUUAUUUUUGUCUGUGUCCCGUGAUUGCUGAAAAUAUGUCUCUAUUCGGAUCUUUGAUGGCCGACGUGGAAGACGAUCCAUUUUUUGGGUCGCAUAUGCGUCACAUGCGGCAGAUGAACAACAUGAUGAACUCGUUGUUCUCGGAUCCGUUCGGUAUGCUCGGGGGCGGAGGGCCAUUGGCAAUCGGAGGGCCCCGUCACGGCUCCUCGCUUAUGCCCUUCAUGCCUCAGAUGCCGUCGCUCAACAGACUCUUCUCAGCUGAAAUGGUUAACCAUCCGUCACAUGUGUUGCUACCCCGGACCUCUAACCCUGGCUACGGGGCUGCUCUGCACACAAGGGACCUCGACGGGAUGGGUACUGGCAGUUCCUUCAGCAGUAGCACUGUCGUCAUGUCUAGUGGACCUGGUGGCAACCCACAGGUAUAUAGCUCGACAAGUAGCACCAAAAUUGGCCCCAACGGAGUGAAGGAGACUCGCAAGACACUGCAGGACUCGCGCACUGGCACCAAAAAGAUGUCUAUUGGUCACCACAUCGGCGAGCGCGCCCACCUGAUCGAGCGCGAACAGAACCUGUACUCGGGAGACGCGGAGGAACGCCAGGAGUUCAUCAACAUCGAAGAGGAGGAGGCCGAGGACUUCGACAGGGAGUUCCAGGUGAAGGCGGGCGCGGCGGGCCGCGCGGGCAACCCUGCGCGGGCGCUGCCGGCCGCGCCGCGCCGCGACCCGCCCAGGCUGGCGCUGCCGCCCGCGCCCUCCGCCAAUGCUAGUCCGUCAAGCACAGACCGAUACAGUACGGACCGGUAUAGUACGGACCGCCCCAGUAGCGAGCCCCGAGAGCGGCGCGUGCGCCCCACCGCGCGGCGCCCGCUGCGCACGUCGGCUAGCCCGCUUACCACCAGCACGAGUGUCCGCGAGGUGUACGGCGGUUCACACCCCCAGCGCCACCGACCGAAACACCACAAGACACACCGGCCUGCGGAGAACUGAGAUCUUAUGUAAAUGACAAGAUUGUAUGGGCGAUAGCGACGUUAUGACAAAAUACACCUUACAAAGUGAAGAUUGAAUCGAAUUAAUCAUAAUAAUUUAUUUGCCACUAGCGACCCGUCCCGGCUUCACUCGGGUUCAAUGCUGAGGAAAAAAUUUAAUUAUUUACGACAUCACAUUAAAAAUCUCAAAAAUAACAGUAUUUCUCCACUGUUUAAUGGAUGUUAUUAUACAUAUAAACCUUCCUCUUGAAUCACUCUAUCUAUUAAAAAAAAUCGCAUCAAAAUCCGUUGCGUAGUUUUAAAGAUUUAAGCGUACAUACGGAUAUAGGGACAGGAAAAGCGACUUUAAAAGGUACAUUACAAAUCUGACUCGGGCGGGACUUGAAUCCGCUGGUCUCGUCAAGCCGGGACGACUGUGUUAACCAUUACAGGAACAGUCAUCAGUCAUCAUCCUGGCCAUGCGAAAUUUUAACGCUAGUUGUCUAGGUAAUUCGUACGGUCACGAGCAUUAAUAUGUAUACACUUUGGUACCAUGUCACAUUAACUUUUUUGACAAAUUCAACUAUGUUAGUGCGACAGAGUCCUAAAGUGGGUACUGAACACAAGUGAAGUGAUAAGCACGCAUCAGCACAAAGUGCUGCCUGUGCUUCCAAUAAUAAUAAUAAUAAUUAAGCGGUUUAAGCAUGAUAUGGUAAUAAACAUACAGACAAGAGAUGAAGGUGUAGAAGUGAGGUGUAUUUUGAUAUAAUUAAUUCGAUUAAAAUAAAUAUGUGCGUGCAAACAAUUCUCAUCUAGGUAUGGCAUACAAAUACAGGGUGUUAAUGACACCGUACUGAAUACUUAGGGGAUGAUUCAGAUCAUGAUUCUGAGUUAAUAUCAAGUGUAAUUUCCCGUCAGUUUUUUUUUAAUUAUCUUCACUUUUGCGACGCAUCAUGUACUGAAUCACCCCCGUCAGUAUCGCUAACUCCCGUUUAACCUUACUUCGCGGAAUGAAUUGUUUAUAAUGAAUUACUAACAGAAGCUUUUGAAAGGAAUGUACAAGUAAUUCAAACUAAGAAGUCGCUAUCGCUCAGUGAAUAGGAAAAGCUGAGAAGCAUGGUCUGAGAGCCCUCAGCGCUCCCCAUUUGUCUGGCCAUGUAGUGAAUGCUACCCGUGGCAAAACUAGAAGCGCUUCGAAUCGGUAUGAUUUUGUUUGUAAGGUAGAGAGUGAUAUGGGAUUUUUAUCCUGGAAAAAUGUAUGGUCGUUGUGGUAUAAGCCGGACACUCCAUACAAAAAUCUCUUUCUUACUCUGUGCCGCCUAGCGUGUAGGUGCGAGCGGGACAGAUAGUCCGCGCGCACGCUGCUUUACUCCUUAACAGCUUGUGACCACUAAUUGGUGGGCUCUGUUUUCCGCAUUUAGACUCUAAGAUGGCCCAUUAUGCGUGGGCUUAUGACCAUUUAGACAAAAGUAACACCUAGAUAGGUAAAUUCGGUACUGAUAAGAAUUAUUGCGGGCCGCAGUGUCCGUUGUAUUCUUUAUUCUAUGACGGUGCGAAUCGAAGCAGAUACGCGCAGUAUCAACCAAUCCCAGCGUCGGGUAAGUGAGAUAGAAGACGAUCUGUCACUGUCCCUCGCGGUGAUUGGUCGUUUCUUGCACAUAUCCGUCUGUCUCCGCUCUAUCAUAGAUUAAAUUAUAGUAUUACGUAUAGAACGGUAACUCUACGCCCCGCGCCAAUUCGUAUCGGGCGCUAACCUCACCCCCUCUGGGUUUUACUUCAGUCUUAACUGGCCGUAAGCCGCUAAGGAGUAAGGGAGAGAGCCCGCGGCACACGAUAAGAAUAAGAUUGUUGUAUGAAGCGUCUGGAAUGUGGCGCCGUAAAGCUGUGGUUAUAAUUAGCUAGUUUGAGACGUAAACAGCCAUGCUUCUAAGCUCUCCCAAUUCACAAAUCUUGCACCAAUUGACAAAAGACAACAUGAUUCCCGUGAUAAUGCGCCUUCAAUAGGAACUGGGACGAAAUUGUCGUGGAGACUUUCAUGGCAACUUAAAGAGUUAAUAUUUACUUUUAAAAUCUGUAGUUUUUCCAUUCCCCUGUAAUGAGGCUGUGCGUCUAUUUGAGCGGAAUCUGAGCGUAUGUCGCCACACACCGGACAUUCCGUACAAAAAUCACAUUUUUUCAUGCACUGUUUCACUGCGACCAGUAAGAUCUAUUGUCGCUGCCUUAUCCUGCAGUUCACUUCUUUACACUGACUUUCCAAAAUUAUGGCGUAGGACAGUGUUGCGUUCCUUUAACCUUAUGUCAUGGAUAACUGACAUAUGCAUCUUUUAUCUUUGUUUAAGCCCUACCCUAUUUAUAUAGUGUAGUAUUUCUUUAGGGGUGAGAUGUUUGAGCGCUCUGGAGUCAUUAGAUAUUCUCCAAAGAUGACAGCGUUUACUUAGUACGGGCUCACAUACCUCUAGUAUAUGGUAGGUUUCAAGUCUCCUUGUGGCAAAAGCUACGCUAUGUCACCUUAAGACUCAUCAAAAAGCGCAAUUCGUCCUUACGCGUUCAUAUUACCCUGUUGCAGAAAUUAGUAUCAUCAUAUGCUUACUCUUCUUUGCGAGUCGAUGGCGAUCGAUACAAAAUUUUUGCUGACCAAUAAUUGGCCACGCUUACGGAAUUGUCAGUGGCUUUGUAAAGGUCUUUAAUAGUGCAGGUGGGCACUUAGGACAGCACAAAAGGUGGGCCAUAGUUUUUUGAGCAUAUGCUUUGUAAAGGGCCUUCUCUCCCACGUACAGAAAGGCAAAUCUCCAACUCCCCCCCUCGCCACAAUCGUUUGGGCGUCACGCGUCAUACAUGGAUGCGCGUAUAUGUAUACAAUAACGUCAACGUGCAGUGUCUGUGUAAAACGAGGUGUUUUGUAUGAAGAGUUUGGGUUGUGAGCCAGAUGCAGUUAGUUCUACAGGACUCGACAUAAAACAAAUCUAAGGGUCAGAUCCGCAUCUGUGGGUCUAGUGGAUGCACAGCUUUAUUUAAUUCAUAAUGAAAUUAGUUGUAACGAAUAUUUUUUAUUCAAUGAAUUAUAAGUACUUGUAGUAUCCAUACUAGUAUUCCCGAUUUUAUUUUCGGUUUAUUCCUCAAUAGUUUUAGUUUUAAUUUAGAUCCCUUUAUUUAUUUUGUAUUGCUUUUCUGAUUGACUCGGAAAUGGAAUUUGCUAUUCCAUUUUUAUUAGGUUAGUUAUGAAUAGAUAGUGUUUGUAAGUAUGUAAAAUGUUAUGUGGAAAACAUAGGAAAUGUCAGAAGUCACCGAUUACUUAUGAAAAUUUGCCGGUUUUUCGGAAAGUAAGUAAAAACUUGUUAGUUUAAUGAAUUUUGCUAAAUUGUUUGCUUUAGAAUAAUCCAUAAGUGUUUCCAUAUAACAACGUUACUGAUACAAAUAUGGAGUAAAAAUGGUUUUCUAAAUUCACGCCAUGAUCCGUAUAGACGAGAGCAGAUUCGCAAAAUUCACCCAAAAACCAGUUGUAGUGUAGUCCUUUCUCCACCACGCUCCACUAGUUAGUGGAGCUGGUGUUUUUUUACUCCAUAUGCACAAUAAGACGGGCUCCCACCCAAUCUCGAGCGUCCCUGAAUGUUAUAGUUCACAAUUAAGUUAAAUUAAACCAUAGAAAGUAAAUAAAUAAAGUUGUAUUCAGUAGAAUAA
Molecule: messenger RNA, 4923 nt
Organism: Pectinophora gossypiella (pink bollworm)
Lineage: Eukaryota; Metazoa; Arthropoda; Insecta; Lepidoptera; Gelechiidae
Gene: Mlf
Product: myeloid leukemia factor
Exons: 10
Coding region: 317-1267 (316 amino acids)
Biological process (GO): regulation of DNA-templated transcription
Cellular component (GO): nucleus; cytoplasm
Source: RefSeq, a predicted model, not a curated record